CUUCUGCCCGCCUCUCCACCCGCUCCGCACCGCGCGCCAUGAACACGACGCUCAACCGCCUCAACGCCGUCAGCGCCAUGGCGACGUCGACGCUGCUCGUGCUGCUCUGCCUCGUCGCCCUGCUCACGCACCCCGCGGCGCGCGCGCCGUCGGGCACGCUCGCCGUGCACACGCUCGCCGUCGACAAGGCGCGCGCCGUGUGGCACGCCGACCGGCGCACGCAGGACUUUCUGCAGGUGCACUUCGACGCCGACGUCGACCUGCGCCCGCUGUUCGGGCGCAACACCAAGCAGGUCUUCGUCUCGCUCGCCGUCGAGUACAGCAGCCGGCGCCACCCAAACAACUCCAUCGUGCUGUGGGACCGCAUCGUGCGCAGGAAAGCAGACGCCCAUGUGGUGCUGCAGGAUGCGCGCAACAAGUAUCCCGUGCGCGAGGUGGCGCGCAGCUUUGAGAACAUCGCCGACGCCACGUUCGUGCUCAAGUGGAACGUGAUGCCGUACGUCGGCCUGCUGGCGUACGGCGACGACGCGUCGAGCGGGCGAAUUGUGCUGCCGAGGAGGAGCGAGGUGGAGAAGGGGGCUAAGGUGUACUACUAGGCUGGCUGGGUUUUCCGGCGAAUGUAGAUCGUAGCGCAGGAAUGAGCGCUAGGAGGUAGUGAGCAAAGGACGCGCCCGCCUCAGAGACGGUGCAAGAGAGGGAAAAGGCAAGACCUCGAUUCUCGAUGUAAGCGUACGAGCUGGCAAGCUCUUGAAGCGCAGCCAAGUGCCUUGCAUCUCUGCGCAAUUGGCGCCAGGCAGGUGACGCGAGGCGCAAAGAGGAGGGGGUGGAUCCGGUGCGCACGACGCACACAAAUGUGCGUGAAACGCGCAUCAUCUUCUCGCCCUCGCAAGGGAAAGGG
Molecule: messenger RNA, 898 nt
Organism: Tilletiopsis washingtonensis
Lineage: Eukaryota; Fungi; Basidiomycota; Exobasidiomycetes; Entylomatales
Product: signal peptidase 22 kDa subunit
Exons: 2
Coding region: 39-596 (185 amino acids)
Biological process (GO): protein targeting to ER
Cellular component (GO): membrane; signal peptidase complex
Source: RefSeq, a predicted model, not a curated record